UCAUUGGGCUGCGCGGCGCGGCUGGAGCUGUGGUUGCCGGAAGUUGAGCGGCGACAGGUAAGAACAGUGGCCAUGGGGGACCCUGGACUGUCCAAGCUGCAGUUCGCCCCCUUUAAUAGUGCCCUGGAUGUUGGCUUCUGGCAUGAACUAACCCAGAAGAAAUUGAACGAGUAUCGCCUGGACGAGACCCCCAAGGACAUCAAGGGCUACUACUACAAUGGUGACUCUGCUGGCCUGCCCACCCGCCUGACAUUGGAGUUCAGUGCUUUUGACAUGAGUGCCCCCACGCCUGCCCGCUGCUGCCCUGCCAUGGGGACCCUGUACAACACCAACACGCUCGAGGCCUUCAAGACCGCAGACAAGAAGCUCCUCCUGGAACAGUCAGCCAACGAGAUCUGGGAAGCCAUAAAGUCAGGCGCAGCUCUCGAGAACCCCAUGCUCCUCAACAAAUUUCUGCUCUUGACCUUCGCGGACCUGAAGAAGUACCACUUCUACUAUUGGUUUUGUUGCCCCGCCCUCUGUCUUCCUGAGAGCAUCCCUCUAAUCCAGGGACCUGUGGGCUUGGAUCAAAGGCUUUCACCAAAACAGAUCCAGGCCCUCGAGCAUGCCUACGAUGAUCUGUGUCAAGCUGAAGGAGUCACGGCCCUUCCAUACUUCCUAAUCAAGUACGACGACAACACUGUGCUGGUCUCCUUGCUCAAACACUACAGUGAUUUCUUCCAAGGUCAAAGGACAAAGAUAACAGUUGGUGUGUACGAUCCCUGUAACCUAGCCCAGUACCCUGGAUGGCCUUUGAGGAAUUUUUUGGUCCUGGCAGCCCACAGAUGGAGCGGCAGUUUCCAGUCCGUUGAAGUCCUCUGCUUUCGUGACCGCACCAUGCAGGGGGCGAGAGAUGUGGCACACAGCAUCAUCUUCGAGGUGAAACUUCCAGAAAUGGCAUUUAGCCCAGAUUGUCCUAAAGCAGUUGGCUGGGAGAAGAACCAGAAAGGAGGCAUGGGACCAAGGAUGGUGAACCUCAGCGGAUGCAUGGACCCCAAAAGGCUGGCUGAGUCAUCCGUGGAUCUGAAUCUCAAGCUGAUGUGUUGGCGAUUGGUCCCCACCUUGGACUUGGACAAGGUCGUGUCUGUCAAGUGCCUGCUGCUGGGAGCUGGUACCUUGGGGUGUAAUGUAGCUAGGACACUGAUGGGCUGGGGUGUCAGACAUGUCACAUUUGUGGACAACGCCAAGAUCUCCUACUCCAACCCUGUGAGGCAGCCUCUGUAUGAAUUUGAAGAUUGUCUGGGGGGUGGCAGGCCCAAGGCCCUGGCUGCAGCAGAGCGGCUCCAGAAAAUAUUUCCCGGAGUGAAUGCCAGCGGUUUCAACAUGAGCAUCCCCAUGCCGGGACAUCCUGUGAAUUUCUCUGGUGUCACGCUGGAGCAGGCCCGCAGAGACGUGGAGCGGCUGGAGCAGCUCAUCGAGAGCCAUGAUGUCAUCUUCCUGCUAAUGGACACCAGAGAGAGCCGGUGGCUUCCUGCUGUCAUUGCGGCCAGCAAGCGGAAGCUUGUCAUCAACGCUGCCUUGGGGUUUGACACCUUUGUUGUCAUGAGACACGGCCUGAAGAAACCCAAGCAACAGGGAGCUGGGGACCUGUGCCCGAGCCACCUUGCGGCGCCUGCUGACCUGGGCUCCUCGCUCUUUGCUAACAUCCCUGGAUACAAGCUUGGCUGCUAUUUCUGCAAUGAUGUAGUGGCUCCAGGAGACUCAACCAGAGACCGGACACUGGACCAGCAGUGCACGGUGAGCCGCCCAGGCCUGGCUGUGAUUGCAGGUGCCCUGGCUGUGGAGCUGAUGGUUUCUGUCCUGCAGCAUCCUGAGGGGGGCUAUGCCGUCGCCAGCAGCAGUGACGACCGCAUGAACGAACCUCCCACCUCUCUGGGCCUUGUGCCUCACCAGAUCCGGGGAUUUCUGUCACGGUUCGAUAAUGUCCUUCCUGUCAGCCUGGCAUUUGACAAAUGUACAGCCUGUUCACCCAAAGUUCUCGAUCAAUACGAGCGGGAAGGAUUUGCCUUCCUAUCGAAGGUGUUUAACUCCUCACAUUCCUUCUUAGAAGACCUGACUGGACUUACACUGCUCCAUCAAGAGACCCAAGCUGCAGAGAUCUGGGACAUGAGUGACGAGGAGACCGUCUGAGGCAACCACAGCUCAGGAGUGCUCGGCCCUCAGCGCAGGACUGUUCCCCGCGACUGGUGAUCUGGGUCCUGCCACCUCCCUGGUUCUGAUACCUACUCCCCCGAGGAGUAGGGGUACCCUCCGCUGCCCAGUUCCGCUCUUUGCCGCACCAUCUCACCAGCUCGGAAGUCAAUAAUAACUGUGGCAUUGCCACUGAUCUGGGCUCAGG
Molecule: messenger RNA, 2377 nt
Organism: Peromyscus maniculatus bairdii (prairie deer mouse)
Lineage: Eukaryota; Metazoa; Chordata; Mammalia; Rodentia; Cricetidae
Gene: Atg7
Product: autophagy related 7
Biological process (GO): piecemeal microautophagy of the nucleus; C-terminal protein lipidation; autophagosome assembly
Cellular component (GO): cytoplasm; phagophore assembly site
Molecular function (GO): Atg12 activating enzyme activity; Atg8 activating enzyme activity
Source: RefSeq, a predicted model, not a curated record